GAAAAGAAUUCAACAGCCGUCUCAGGCAUAUCGCCUCGUGCACAAGUAAACAAGCUAACAGUUUAUAAUACUGUACUCCGUUUUGGCAUACAGAUCCACGUUUUGAUUAGUUUCUUCAGUCGCGACAAAUUAAAGACCCUGCAAGAAUAUGCCUUUAUUUACACUCAUCUAACAUCUAUGCAAGUGUUCGAAAAAUACUUCCAACUCUGAACACCUGUAAAUUGUUCUCUAAGUUUCCCUUCACACUAACCUUGCUAAUGCUCUAUAUAAAACUUCACAAACCCAUGUCAUUGCACUAACCAAUACUCUUUAACUAAUUUAAUAACUUCCAAUUUUUUAGCUGAUAAGUCCGAAUAAUCUGAAAUCUUGAGCACACCAAAAUGACAGCAGGAGGUGGUAGAUCAAUGGAGGAAUCAUCAACUUGGGCUGUUGCACUUGUCUGCCUUGUGAUCAUAUCUAUAUCACUUGGCCUUGAACAGAUAAUUCAUAUCAUUGGAAAGUGGCUGAAAAGGAAAAACAAAAGUGCUCUAUAUGAAGCACUUGAAAAGAUAAAAUCAGAACUUAUGCUGCUGGGAUUCAUAUCAUUGCUUCUGACAGUUAUGAAAGGAACAAUAUCAGAAAUAUGUAUACCUAAAGCUAUUGGAAACUCGUGGCUUCCCUGCGAUAAGGAAUUUGAAGAGGAAGCACAGAAAGAUUACGAUGGUGAUCAUGGCCACCGGAGGCUUUUAUCCUUUACAAAUUUGACAGAAACAAGUCAUCACCGUUUUCUUGCUGCUGCUGCUGCCUCCGUAGAUAAAUGUGCUGCCAAGGGUAAAGUUCAAUUUCUCUCUGAGGAUGCGAUUCAUCAGCUGCACUUAUUCAUCUUCGCCUUGGCUGUUUUUCACGUGCUUUACUGCAUAAUUACAUUGGCCUUAAGUAGAGCUAAGAUGCGCAUGUGGAAGACUUGGGAAUCAGAAACAAAAACACUGGAGUAUCAGUGUUCACAAGAUUCUGAAAGAUACAGGUUUGCAAGAGAUACAACCUUUGGGAGAAGGCAUUUAAAUCUCUGGUGUCGUUCGCCAGUUUUGAUAUGGAUUGUUUGUUUUUUUAGACAGUUUCUGGUAUCAGUUCCAAAGGUGGACUACCUGACCCUACGCCAUGGAUUUAUUAUUGCACACUUGGCUCCACAGAGUCAGACCAACUUUGAUUUCCAGAAGUACAUUAACAGAUCACUUGAAGAAGAUUUCAAAGUCGUCGUGGGUAUCAGCCCACCAAUCUGGUUUUUUUCUGUGCUAUUCAUACUCUUUAACACUAACAGCUGGAAGUCUUAUCUGUGGCUUCCCUUUGUCCCCCUGAUUAUUGUGCUAUUAGUGGGAACAAAGCUACAAGUGAUAAUAACCAAGAUGGGAUUGAGGAUUCAAGACAGAGGGCAGCUGGUUCAGGGUAGCCCUGUGGUACAACCAGACAAUGACCUCUUCUGGUUUAACCGUCCCGGCCUUCUCCUCUACCUCAUCCAUUUCGUUCUUUUUCAGAAUGCAUUUCAGUUUGCCUUCUUUGCAUGGGCUUGGUAUGAAUUUGGAACUCGUUCGUGCUUCCACGACAAAACAGAAGAUGUGAUCAUCAGAAUAUCAAUGGGGGUCAUCGUACAGAUAUUGUGCAGCUAUGUUACUCUUCCUCUCUAUGCUUUGGUGACACAGAUGGGUUCAACAAUGAAGCCGACGAUAUUCGAUGAAAGAGUAGCUAAGGCUCUACAUAGGUGGCAGCAAGACGCGAGAAAGAACAUAAAGAAGAACCGGCAGGCAGAAGGUUCAGCAGCUCCAUCACCAAAAACGGCAAGUGAUCCGCCUCCGUGCGACGAGGGUGAAGUGGACAGUGUCCACUCAUCCCCAGAGUUAAACAGCAGUGUCCACUCACCACCCCCAAAGCUAAACAGCUUCCAUAAUGUACAUUUUGAAGCUAGCGGAUCAUCAUCAUUUUCAGAAGGCCGUGCACUUUUGAAAGGGAAAGUUGAUGAGAAUCCUGCUCAAGAUAGCAACUCAAUUUCAGUUGCUAAGCCUCUUUCUUCUCAUCAUCAAAUCGACAUUCUCUAAAGGGUCACGGGUCACUAGAAUAACAACUUAUUGGUCUGAUCCACCAUUAGUUUCAUAUUUCAUUAAUUUUUGAAGGGUUCUAUAAUUGCUGUAAAAAUUCAUGUUUAGUUACUGUUGGUGAUAUAUAAAAUUUACUUGAAAAGCUUCUGGA
Daucus carota subsp. sativus is the source of this 2220-nucleotide messenger RNA. Its product is annotated as MLO-like protein 6. The record is from RefSeq and is a predicted model, not a curated record. Bases 381 to 2069 code for a protein of 562 amino acids. The transcript is spliced from 15 exons. NCBI's taxonomy places the organism in Eukaryota, Viridiplantae, Streptophyta, Magnoliopsida, Apiales, Apiaceae. Gene Ontology annotation, cellular component: membrane. Gene Ontology annotation, biological process: defense response.